This is a messenger RNA of Penicillium longicatenatum, 921 nucleotides long. RefSeq lists its product as uncharacterized. Lineage: Eukaryota; Fungi; Ascomycota; Eurotiomycetes; Eurotiales; Aspergillaceae. The record is from RefSeq and is a predicted model, not a curated record. The coding region runs from base 1 to 921 and encodes 306 amino acids. The transcript is spliced from 4 exons.
AUGGAUUCCAACCAGACGGAGGUUGAUACCACUUGGCAUAUUUAUGUUGGAACUAUUGCUACCAUUAUUCCUGCGACUAUUGCAGUCUCUUUGAGAUUCGCUGCGAGAUAUGUCUCUAGUGCUGGAUUCUGGUGGGAUGAUUAUACUAUUGCGCUGUCGUUGGUCGUCAACUGGGUUAUGGCAGCUUUGAGAUGGGCACAGAUUUCACUAGAAUAUUAUGGCCCCGAUGGUCAUGCCCUGAAUCCAGAAAAAGUCCAAGGGUUUGGAAAGCUUUUCAUGGGGAUCCAAUUGAUCUAUAUCCUCAAUGCCGGUCUCACCAAAACUUCUCUUCUACUUCUAUACCACCGUAUCUUUGGAGUAGUUCGAGGCUUUCGCUGGGCUCUUUGGGCGGCUGGUGCCAUUGUGAUUGCAUGGUGCAUCGCUAACACCCUCGGUGUGAUUUUCGGAUGCUGGCCUAUUUCCAAACUCUGGGAUCCUAGCCUACCAGGGAGAUGCAUUAAUAUUGGGGCAUUCGGACGCUGGACUGGCGUUGCCAACCUCCUUAUCGAUGUCUUGAUUCUUUGCCUCCCUUAUCCCAUGGCGUGGAGAUUGCAGACUAGCGUGCGGCAAAAGGUUAUUCUGAGUGGUAUGUUUCUGAUGGGAACUUUGUGGCUAUCUGGUAGCUUAAAGAAAGAUGCGAAGAAUAGAGACAGUGCUUUGUCGGAUUUCCCAAAGCAAGCUCCUCUAUCUCGCCGGGCGGCACUUGUGGAUGAAGAAAACGCGUGGGGACUUGAGGAUCCUCCUGUGCAAGAGGAGAUUGAGGAGAUUGCUGAGAACCGUGACGGACAGGAUAGACCAUUGUCACAGCAGACUACGGACACCACUACUUCUCAAGACUCUCUACGAGGUCAGCCUGAAGCUCGGCCCGAGUCUUUUGCUUAG